Dromiciops gliroides (monito del monte) is the source of this 1680-nucleotide messenger RNA. RefSeq names its product methionyl aminopeptidase type 1D, mitochondrial (gene METAP1D). The record is from RefSeq and is a predicted model, not a curated record. Gene Ontology annotation, biological process: proteolysis. NCBI's taxonomy places the organism in Eukaryota, Metazoa, Chordata, Mammalia, Microbiotheria, Microbiotheriidae. The coding region runs from base 163 to 1269 and encodes 368 amino acids. Gene Ontology annotation, molecular function: metalloaminopeptidase activity. The transcript is spliced from 11 exons.
UGGAAUUGAUUAAUAUCAAUUCCAAAGAUUGUUGUUCCUGUUCCUUCUUUUAUUUCACCCCUACUUUGCGGCUUUAUGAGUAGGAGCAGCUCAGUGCAUUGCUGAGUGCUAGAAUUCUGCAAUCAGAAAGGCUUGUAAAACAGAUUUAGUCUUCUCUCUGUAAUGGCAUCUUGGCUUGUAAUCCAGGAAACAGUCGUGUAUGGUGUCCAUAGCCAUGAUUUCCUGAAAUGGAGAAAAAGUGUGGAAAGCAUCUGGAGAAAAGGAGACUCCCUUUACCAGCUUGUUUCCUGUCAUGUGACUGGCAGUCCUAGAGUUUUCUGUUCACCUGUCAGUCCUGUCUUCUUACACAAGCAGACAAGCAAUCAGCAAAGAAGAUAUUUCUUUUUCCAAAGACAAAAAUGCACAUCUCCUAGGAUAGUUUUGCCUGCUGUGGUCUCUUCAGCUCAUCCAGUUCCUCAGCACAUAAAGAAGCCAGACUAUGUGACGACAGGCAUUGUACCAGACUGGGGAGACAGCAUAGAAGUUAAGAAGGAAGAUCAGAUUCAAGGGCUUCGUCAGGCUUGUCAAUUGGCCCGUCAUGUCCUCCUUCUAGCUGGAAAGAGUUUAAAGGUUGACAUGACAACUGAAGAGAUAGAUUCUCUUGUUCAUCAGGAAAUAAUCCGUCACAACGCCUAUCCUUCACCUCUAGGCUAUGGAGGGUUUCCAAAAUCCGUUUGUACCUCUGUAAACAACGUGCUGUGUCAUGGUAUUCCUGACAGUCGACCUCUUCAGGAUGGAGAUAUUAUCAACAUUGAUGUCACGGUCUAUUACAAUGGCUACCACGGCGAUACUUCUGAAACAUUUUUGGUGGGCAAUGUGGAUAAAUAUGGUAAAAAGUUAGUGGAGGUUGCCAGGAGAUGUAGAGAUGAAGCAAUUGCAGCUUGCAGAGCAGGGGCUCCCUUCUCUGUAAUUGGAAACACAAUCAGCCGAAUAACCUGUGAAAAUGGGUUGCAAGUCUGUCCCCACUUUGUUGGGCAUGGAAUAGGAUCCUACUUUCAUGGACACCCAGAAAUAUGGCACCAUGCGAACGACAGUGAUUUGUUGAUGGAAGAGGGGAUGGCAUUUACUAUAGAGCCAAUCAUCGUGGAGGGAUCCCCUGAGUUUAAGGUCCUGGAGGACAAAUGGACUGCAGUCUCUACAGAUAAUAAAAGAUCAGCGCAGUUUGAACAUACCAUUGUAAUUACGUCUGGAGGAGCCGAAAUCCUGACAAAACUGCUUGAAGAACCUUAAGAGUUGCAUCAAGGAGUUCUUGGGGACAGCGAUCCUCUAGGGCUUGCUAGUUUGAGAAAGGCUUAGAAACCCAUUUGGGAAGUUUUAAAAAGACACAGUUAAGGCAGAUCCAGUGGUCUUCUGAAAACUAAUUUGAUUAUUAGGUGAGGGAUUAUAGUGGAAAGUUUUGAAGACCACUCCUCAGAGGUUUGAGGAGUGUCGGGUUCCACAGAACUUGCUUCCCCCUGCCCCCACGAAAAUUCAGGAUAAGAAGGAAUCAGUCUGAUACUUUCCUGUUUGCAGUCUCAAAUUCCAUUGGAAAGAAACGGGGAACUGGCAAAUCCCUGCUUAGGAGAGGACUCCCGAAGGAGCAUAAUUCUACUUCUUUGUAAUUAAUCAGCAUUUCCUCGAAUUGAAUCUGCAUGAGUAAAA